Strongylocentrotus purpuratus (purple sea urchin) is the source of this 2056-nucleotide messenger RNA. It is a transcript of the gene utp18, whose product is annotated as U3 small nucleolar RNA-associated protein 18 homolog. Gene Ontology annotation, cellular component: Pwp2p-containing subcomplex of 90S preribosome; small-subunit processome. The transcript has 13 exons. Gene Ontology annotation, molecular function: protein binding. The record is from RefSeq and is a predicted model, not a curated record. Gene Ontology annotation, biological process: rRNA processing. The coding region runs from base 89 to 1684 and encodes 531 amino acids. NCBI's taxonomy places the organism in Eukaryota, Metazoa, Echinodermata, Echinoidea, Camarodonta, Strongylocentrotidae.
GUCCCAUACGUUUCCAAAUGUGCUGUUGUGCUAAACUAUAUUGGCUGCUCCGUUCUCGAAAUAAUUUGUGAGUAAAUUUUCUCUCAUUAUGCAAGGUGAAGCUCGAAAAAGACGUGUACAAAGCACAACGACGUCUAAGAGCAAACAUAUCAAAACGAAUGAUGGGGAAACUGAAGCGACACAUCACGUUUUAGGCAGUAAAAUGAAAUCUAGACGAAAAGAAUCUUCUGAAAUAUUGCUCGAAAAUUUAGUGUUCGGAAAUGACAUUGAAGAUCCUAUUUUUGAAUCUGAAGAAGAAGAAGCUGUCGAGCUAGACCCACACUCUGGUUCUGAAGAGGACCCUGCUAAAGAUGAUGAUGUUUCUACAGAAAUUCAGAGUAGACUCCAGGCCACUGAAAGUUCUCUGGAUAAAGGGAAGAAGAAACCAGCAUGGCAUGAUGACACAGAUGAAGUGCAGUUAAGCUUUGAUCAGGAGAAGACCUUCAGACAACAGAAGAUACAAAGGAGAGCAGAGAAGGAAGUAAGCGGUCAUCAACUCCAAGAAAGAUUGAAGUCACAGUAUGAAAAAGUAGUCGGCAGUACUCCAUCAUGGGCAAAGUUGAAAUCAGAAAGAGAAAAGGAUGCAGGCAGUGAUGAAAGCGAGGAUGAUGAGGAAGACGAUGACCACCCUCUCUUGAGGAGAACAGGUGACUACUUGACCACCUCAGAGAUGCUUCCCUCAGUAAACCUGAACAUCAAGAGACUGACCAACCUCAACAAAGAACAACCAACAGAGGGCAUGGUGACUGCAUUAGAGUUUCAUCCAGGAGCUCAAGUUGCCAUGGUAGCAGGUCUGGAUCAGAGGUUGAAUUUAUUUCAAGUUGAAGGGAGACACAAUCCUAAGAUUCAGAGUGUCUUUGUGGAGCAGUUUCCCAUCCACUGUGCUCACUUUGCAUCUCAAGGAACAGAGGUUGUCCUCAGUGGCAAGAGGAAAUUCUUCUACAUCUAUGACAUGAUAGCUGGCAAGGUUUCACAGAUACCAUAUAUCAGAGGUAUUCAGGAGAACAAGUUAAUGAGCUUUGAGGUAUCUCCAGAUGGGAAGUUUCUGGCAUUCUUGGGCGACUAUGGAAACAUUCAUCUCCUAUCUGCUCAGACAAAGGAAUUGAUUACAACCCUUAAAAUGAAUGGUACCGUUGAUGCAGUCACUUUCACACCAGAUGGAUCAAAGAUGAUGUCAUUUGGAGACGACUGUGAUGUGUAUGUAUGGGACAUGAACACAAGAGACUGUGUUCACAAGUUUGCUGAUGAUGGAUGCAUCAAAGGCAAUACAAUAUCAGUGUCGCAAGGAAACAGAUAUGUAGCAACUGGCUCACAGAGUGGUGUGAUAAACAUCUACGAUGACCAGUGCUUGACCAAGGUACACCCUACCCCUCUCAAGGCGGUCAUGAACAUGACCACACCUGUCACAGCAACCAGAUUCAACUCGAACAAUGAGAUCUUAGCUGCCAUCUCGGUCUACUCAAGGGAUGUUGUCAAGUUGAUUCAUCUACCAUCGUGCCACACUUUUGCAAACUUCCCUUCAUCCAAUGAAGUUCUGCGUUCACCCUGUGCUCUAGAAUUCUCCCCUAGGAGUGGUUACUUUGCUCUGGGCAACAAUAAGGGGGAAGUCCCUCUAUUCAGGUUAAAACACUACAAGGACUAUUGAGCAGGAUACUUUGAUGCAACACCAAGGGAGAAUCUUAGGACUUUGGUCAGGAGAGCGGUCCAGUGUAUAUUUAAGAUCUUUUACAGUUACAGUACUUCUUUAGUACAAGUAUAGGGAGAGUCGAUCACUGAAGAAGGCAACACGCAACAAUUACAGUUGGAAGAGCAUAGCAUUUACUCAUAUUAUAUAUCAUGCAUUAAGAAACAGAUAAAGAUGUACAUCAACGUUAAAUGCAAUGAUCUGAAAUGACCUCUGCAGAACUCAAAUGUGUUCUCCAAGUGGAGUACCAAGUAAACCAUUUUAUACAAAUAUUCCUUGGCUUCUCAACAAUUAGCUUCAUUCCAUAAAGAAUGAAUGUGAACAUUCUCUUGA